AUGAACAGUGUAAAUAGUAUGCGCUUGAUGCGCUCCUAUAUACUGUGGCUAUACACUGAAAUGUAUUGAAAGUACGUGGAAAAUACGUAUUAGGAGGUUAGGAGCAGUGGUUUCAGGUCUAUAUUUUAAGAAACCAUUUAGAGCAUUGAGGGAAAUAUUCAGUAUGCACGGAAGAGUGAAGGUUCGUACAACUGCAGAGCAGGAGGCAAUAAAAAAGAAAGAAAGAGCUGAGAAACUUGAACAUUAUAAAGCUGGUAUGAGCAUUGUAUUUGGAAAGAGAAAAGAGAAAAUUUAUGAUGAUGAAUUGCUGACAGUGACUGAACGUAUGUUACUUCAAAACUCAGACAUUUAUACCUUAUGGAAUAUUCGCAGAGAAGCAGUUGCAAACAAUGAUUGGGAUGAAGAUUCUGUGAAACAGUUUUACCAAAACGAAUUGACGCUUACUGAAAAUUGUUUAAAACAAAAUCCUAAAUCUUACUGGAUAUGGUACCAACGAAUGUGGGUUUUGAAUCACUCAGUAGACUGCGAUUGGCAAAAAGAACUAAUGUUGUGCGCAAAGUGUCUGAACUUGGAUGAGAGAAAUUUUCAUUGUUGGAACUACAGAGAGUACGUUGUUCAGAAAGCAGGAAUAUCAGCGGAAGAAGAAUUUCAAUUUGCUACUACGAAGAUUCUAAACAAUUUCUCUAACUAUUCUUCUUGGCACUACAGGAGUCGAUUGCUGUCGAAAAUGUUUUACAAUUCAGAUCAGACGGAUAUAGAUGAAAGAAAGAAGGAAGAAUUAGAUUUGGUAAUGAACGCUACGUUCACGGAUCCUAACGAUUCUAGUGCUUGGUUCUAUCAAAGGUGGUUAUUAAGUACACACGAAUCAUUACCUAUCCUUUCUCAAGUAUUAAUAGAAAAGGGGAGUGUGAUCCUUCUCGCUAACAAGAACGUGGCAGCCGAGUCAUUGUACUUAAAAAUAGACAAUGAAAACGAAGACGUUCAAUGGAAAUGUUUAAGAGACACCAGAGUCUCAAAAUUAUGGUUCGGAAAGUUUAAAAAACAGUUGUGCGAAACGAAUAACGUUCAAGUCGAAAUCGAAGGGACAUUUUAUCCGUUGCUCUGUUUCAAUCAGAAGUGGAUAUAUAGAAAAAGGAAAUUGAAAUCGUGUUAUAAUAAAGAUCAAUUGUUAGAACAAUUGUCAAGUUACAAGCAAUUGGUAGAAAUGGAACCUAAUAAUAAGUGGGCUCAUCUUACUGCCUUAUUGUUAAUGAGGAAAACUGACUUCACAACAUUUUACGAGGAUAUCUUAGCCAAUUUGAAUGUUCUUAUUAAUAUCGACUCGUUUCGAUCUAAUUAUUAUAAGGACUUACGAAGCAAAUAUUCGAUAGAAUAUAAGUUGUAUGAAUUAUGGAGUAUGGAAGAAGACAAAGACGUGAAAUCAGAAAUUGAUCUCUCGGGAUUGAACCUGACCUCGCUUGGCAAUAACGGACAUCUCAGUUUCUUUGUAGAAAUCAAUUUAGGUGCAAAUUCUUUAUCAAACUCUUUGCACGAAUUGUCUCUCCUACAGAAUUGUCGAAAAUUAUCACUUUCCAGUAACCAACUAGAAAGCUUAAGUAAGUUUCCUACAUUAGAACAUCUCGAAGUUUUGUUACUGAGAAACAACAGAUUGAACGAUGUAGAAGAGCUGUUACAGUUGUUAGAGAAACAUCGAUUGAAGUUACUCGAUGUAAGAGAGAACCCUUUAUGUGAUAAUAAAGACUUGCCACCUAUUAUUACGGAACUAAAUUACAAUUCUACUUAAAAUAACUUUUAUAAUGCGUGUAUUGAUGAUAGGCGUUAUGAAAUAAAAAUAUCGAAUUUGGUCACGGGCAAAAUAUACUGUUUAUCCAUUUCAUAUUAUGAUCAAUAAAUAUGACUACCUUCUAA
Molecule: messenger RNA, 1908 nt
Organism: Ceratina calcarata
Lineage: Eukaryota; Metazoa; Arthropoda; Insecta; Hymenoptera; Apidae
Gene: RabGGTa
Product: Rab geranylgeranyltransferase subunit alpha
Exons: 7
Coding region: 164-1783 (539 amino acids)
Biological process (GO): protein geranylgeranylation
Cellular component (GO): cytoplasm; Rab-protein geranylgeranyltransferase complex
Molecular function (GO): Rab geranylgeranyltransferase activity; protein binding
Source: RefSeq, a predicted model, not a curated record